AUGCUGCAGAAUGGAAACGGAAAGGAACGACCGGAGAAACCGAUCCAAGCGCCGAUGGCUGAGGCGGAGCCGGACUCCCCGGGGAACGAGCCCGAUCCCCCGCAGCAGGAGGUGUCCGCCGCUGGCAGGACGGAGCCGGGCACCGAGGCCCCUCACUUCCCCAUGCCCGGGCAGCCCAAGCUGGAGAUAAAGCGUUACGCAGUGACGGACGAUUAUAAGAUCUCCACUCAGGUCCUGGGUUUGGGGAUCAAUGGCAAAGUGCUGGAGUGCUUCAACAAGAAGACAGGACAGAAGUGCGCCCUGAAGAUUCUGUACGACAGCCCCAAAGCCAGACGAGAGGUGGAGCUUCACUGGCGAGUGUCCGGAGGGCCGUACAUUGUCCGCAUCCUCAACCUGUACGAAAACAUGCAUCAUGGGAAAAAAUGUCUGCUCAUCGUCAUGGAGUGUAUGGAGGGAGGAGAGCUGUUCAGCCGAAUCCAGGCCAGAGGAGACCAGGCCUUCACGGAGAAAGAGGCAUCUGAGAUCAUGCGGGACAUGAGCACGGCCAUCCAGUUUCUGCACGACUUAAACAUCGCACACAGAGACAUAAAGCCAGAGAACCUGCUGUACACAACUAAAGAGAAAAACACAGUCCUCAAACUGACAGACUUUGGCUUCGCUAAGGAGACCACGCUGCACAAUCCACUCCAGACCCCCUGUUAUACACCCUACUACGUUGCUCCUGAGGUUUUAGGUCCGGAGAAAUAUGACAAGUCAUGUGACAUGUGGUCUCUGGGCGUCAUCAUGUACAUCCUGCUGUGCGGCUUUCCUCCGUUUUACUCCAACACGGGUCAGGCAAUCUCACCGGGGAUGAAGAGGAGGAUCAGAAUGGGCCAGUACGAGUUCCCCAAGCCAGAGUGGGCUGAGGUGUCACAGGAAGCUAAAGAUCUGAUUCACCAGCUCUUGAAAACAGACCCUACUGAGAGAAUGACCAUCGUUCAGUUCAUGAACCACCCCUGGAUCAAUCAGUCGAUGGUGGUCCCCUCCACUCCUUUGCACACCACCCGGGUCCUCACUGAAGACAGAGAGAUGUGGGAGGACGUGAAGGAAGAGAUGACCAGUGCUCUAGCGACCAUGCGUGUGGACUACGACCAGGUGAAGAUCAAGGAUCUGGACACGUCGAGCAACCCCCUGCUCAACAAGAGGCGUAAGAAGGCUGCGGCAGGAGGCAAGUCCACUGUCUGCCAAAGUCAGUGA
Messenger RNA from Limanda limanda (common dab), 1236 nucleotides. It is a transcript of the gene mapkapk3, whose product is annotated as MAPK activated protein kinase 3. The transcript has 10 exons. NCBI's taxonomy places the organism in Eukaryota, Metazoa, Chordata, Actinopteri, Pleuronectiformes, Pleuronectidae. Gene Ontology annotation, molecular function: calcium/calmodulin-dependent protein kinase activity; mitogen-activated protein kinase binding; calmodulin binding. Gene Ontology annotation, cellular component: cytoplasm; nucleus. The record is from RefSeq and is a predicted model, not a curated record. Gene Ontology annotation, biological process: response to cytokine; peptidyl-serine phosphorylation; toll-like receptor signaling pathway. The coding region runs from base 1 to 1236 and encodes 411 amino acids.